Messenger RNA from Paramecium octaurelia, 234 nucleotides. The record is from the annotation of a GenBank genome assembly. NCBI's taxonomy places the organism in Eukaryota, Ciliophora, Oligohymenophorea, Peniculida, Parameciidae.
AUGACAGAUAUCAUUAUUUAAAACAGUAUAGUUUUAAAUAUUAAUUUAGUUAGCAUCAGUGUUAUAUAAUCGAAAUAUUUCAACACCAAAAAUUAAUAGGACUUUCAUCUUAGGUAUGAUUAAAAAUUAAAAAAACUCCACAAAUAAUUCAUCAGUAAACUUUAACAAACUAAUUCAUAAUUUGAAGUUAAAUAACUGCAUCCUGAACAAAAUUUUAAUCCAAGACAACUAUGA